Molecule: messenger RNA, 5891 nt
Organism: Bombus pascuorum
Lineage: Eukaryota; Metazoa; Arthropoda; Insecta; Hymenoptera; Apidae
Exons: 5
Coding region: 2459-3502 (347 amino acids)
Source: RefSeq, a predicted model, not a curated record
CGGUGAGCACAUCUUUUUCAAUUUGCCUUCGAUUUUCACGGACAGAGGAGAGAAAAGGAGGGAUUCGAAAAUAUUGGAUCGUGUUCGACAUGAAUUUUAGUUGGAACGUGCAGGGUUCCGGUGAGAAAAAUAACCGCGCGAGGAUCGAUCUUCGUCUUGGCGAAAUUUCGCGUGCACACGAGUAAACAGAGGGUGAAGGAGGACACGCGAUUCGUUGGUGCCUGUCGACGCACGCGUACACGUUCUAUCGUACACGAUAUAUCAUAGGCAAUGUGCAUCCUAGCGAUUGUGGCAUACGUUUCGCGUGACCCGUGAACGUUCUGCCUGUAACGGCGCUACGACUCUCGCGAAUUCUCGAAAUCGAGGCUGAUCGUUCCGAUUGUUUACCCGUGCAUCCGUUUGCUCGGACUCUGGGAGAUCGUUCGAGCUGGUAGCAUCCAAGUAUCAACGAUACCGGCAUCGUCGAUGGUAAUCGUCACUGUGACUGCUGCGGUCCUAUAAAUUUACGUCACGUCCGUGUAGCGUGUAUCACGAUCGUAUCCUUGGACGUUGGUGUCCGAGAAAAGAAGGGAACGAAUAAGAGCGAAUCGAUUUUCAACAGUAGCGACGAAUACCUGUCGAGAACUAUCUGGAUAUUACGCUGGUUCCGUACGAAACAUAUAGCUUAGGAGAAAAGGAGAAUCGGAAAAGUCCGAGCGCGUGGUAUAGCGGACUUUUCUUCGGUGGCAGAUGGCUGGAAAUCGUAUGCACCGCGUCCUGAUCUCUGCAUCGCGUUUUGCAGCACGUUGCGAGCCCUGAAGGCUCUGUCUAAGUAACAGUACUUGCUCGCGCUCGGUGGAGUAAGCCUCUCUCCGAAGAACGGGACCCACACUCCACGAGCCCGCUCUCUACACGCUCCUCGCCUCUCGCCCCCUCCCGUCUCUUCACCCAACAUACUCUUUCUGUGUAUUUGCCUCUCCUUCUAUCGUGGCCGAAGUAGUCUGGCCGGUCGAGCACGGGGAGUCUCGUGAAACCAGUCCUCGUACGGUGGACCUCUCGGUUGGGACCUGGCGAAGAGAGGAGGUUGUUCGCUUGUUCCUCUACACCGGCACCUUUUGCACCUGCCGUGUGAUUCCAAGUUUUUUUGCCUUUCCAAACCGAUGCCCUCUGUGCUACCUCAUCCGAAUAGUAACGAAAUUUUCCGUGGAUGUUCGUUCACGCUUCGCCGCAGUGAGACUCCGAUCGGCUUCGCGUGAAUGCGAAGCGACGCGCAGCGUGUUUAUUGCACAAACCAGUCCUGCUAGACGGAAGGACGCAUCGGUCAUUUGUUAAGUGGCACGCUUUUGUACCGAACGCGGUACUCCAAGAUCGCAGGUGUACCAUUUGCUGUAACAUUUUCGGAGAGCUUACCUUCCAGUGACUUUGUUGUUGUGAAUACGACGUGUGAUUUCUAGAGAGGAAUGGAAUAAGAAACGUUUUAUUAAAAACGAGAGAAGAAUCGAGGAUUUAUGAAAUUAAAGAGAACGUCCGUGUUACGAUAUUUUGUACUUGUUAGCGUAGACGUGAUGCUCGCGUCAAGGCGCGCGACGUUUAAUUCGCCCCAUGUCAAUUUUUGGAGGAUUCCGAGAAUCGAGAAAAUUCUUACGAGCGAGAAGAUCAGCGACCAGUAAAUAUCAAGAUCGGUAACACGUGCGAGCAGAGAGACUCGCGUGAAAUCACAGUCACCAUGUCAAUCGCUGUCGAAGCGUAUCGGAGGUCGAGGUGUACUUUGGAGAAAUAAAAUGAACGAAAAAGCUAAAUAGUCUGUGGAAGUUCAGAAGAAUCCGUCGUGGUCGCCGAAGCCGAGCGAUUAUCAGUUUGGCGAAAGAGAGGUUAUGUGCCUCUCUCCGGAUUCGACCUAACCUCCAAGUGUCUCGGUUACGAGUCCCACUAAUCUAAUUCGUGCCUCUUACUGCCGCGCACUCGAUGGAAGCGCCGACCGUAUGCUACAUCGUGUAACUUCUUUUUAUAGCUAUCGAUAAUCAUCGCGCGAUCUCGAGGAUUUGGGAUCGAACGGAAACGGUACGUCGCGUCGUCGAUCAGCGUAUGAUAUCGACCAUCGCCAUUGUUGAAUUUUGAGAAAUCGUUUAAAGCGUCGAAUCUUGUGCUUUUCGUUGUUACAUUUGCUACCCUUUUCGGUCGCGGCAACGUUAUCGAUUUAGUGACCGGUGCGAUUCGAUCGAUAUCGCUUCGCGUAUAACUCGAUUCGUGCGAAGAAUAGCACGGUGCAGUGGUUAAUCGGACCGAGAUCGUAAAGAUCGAAAGCAAACACGUUUCGAGUCAGUGUUCUUUUCCUUCUCGCGUGUGCGUGUUUGAGCUUGUGCGUUUCGUUUUUCUUGUUUUAUCUCCGAUCGCUCUUGCCGUGUGCCUCCACGCCGAAACGAAUCGAUGGAUCGACGCUGAGGGUCGCUGAGAGGAAUUCGCGAAGAAACAGCCAAAAAUGAAGACCACACAACGCGCAUUAAGUUUCGACGAGACGUCGAUGGACAGCUGUCCGUUGGCAGCGAUCGCCGAGGCAAGGGCAGGCGAUUUGUCCAAGGAUGGCAACGAGAUGGAAGUGACAUCGCUGGAAGAGGCAAAAUCGGUAAUAGCUGCGCUUCGAGCGAGGCAAAGAGCACAGGCGCAUCAAAUGCUCGCCUGGCGAAGGACCCUGAAAUUGCAGGAGGACCUCGUGGCACGGCUGACAAGGGAGAAGGCAGAGCAGCUACGGACAUUGUCCUCGCAGCUGCUGCUCUUCGAAUCGAGGCUUUGUCGAAAACAGAAGGAGAUCGAGGCUAGUCUGGCGCAACGAGAGUCCAUUAUUCUCAGACAGCAGAGGGUGAUUCGUCAAUUGCAAAGCAGAUUGGCGGAAAGAAGUACCGGGACGAGAGAUUCGCCACCUUGCGACGCUCUGGAUAGAUUGGACAGCCUCGGAGACAGCGACAGCGCCGUUGUUCUCGAGGAGGCGGCGGACGACCUAGCGCCACCGAGGUUUCGCUCGAACAUCACCGACGUGACGGUGAUCCGAUCGGUUUCGGACGCGGUCGAACCGUCGAGCAAGUACUCGUCGAUGCGACGAUGCAACGGUUUCCUCAGGAGACCGGAGAUCUUGGAGACCGUUUACUCGGUGGAGGAGGACGGAGACAGCGAGAACAAUCAGGACCCGUCCGAAUCGACGGAAAACUCGGAAUGCGAGGAGAGACGGGCAAAGAACUUGGGAAACGGAAAGGGCAGACUUCAGGAUUUGUACGGUAGCUUCGAGAGACUCGCUCAAGAGGCAGACUCCCCGCCCAACGAGAGACCAAGGGACGAAAGUCAGCAGGCGCAGGUCACGUACAACAGGGUAAUGAGUAAUCACCGAUCAGUGACGAAGCCAAAAGACGUCAAGUACAAGAGGAUAAACAAAGCGAAGUCGAAAAGCCUGGAAGAACUAAGGGGACGACUGAGAAAUUGGGUGGAGAAAGGGAACAAAAUCGCUAUAUCGUUGGAUCAAUCUUACGCCUGAAUCUCUACUUUCUGAAAGUAUAUUAUACAAAUUGUUGGAAACGGCGAUCGAGAUCGAUCGAUCGUUGGUCGUCGUGCACGCGGCAAUCUCGAGCGGCAACGAUACGGUGGACGUCGACGCGAUCGAUCGCCGUUGUAUAUUUAAUUAAAAUUCUCAUCGCUCCAUGUGAUAUUUACCGUAGUGUCUCGAGAAUUAAUUAGAAACUUUACGCACCGCGGAAUACGUUGCGCGUGGACAAUUUUAACAUUUGUGAUAUAUAUAAUGAUUUUAUGAUAAUGCAACCACGUUAUCUAGUGAUAAUUAUCGUCGUCGCGAUCGUGGAACGGUAAGAGGAGUAACGCUAAUGGAGGAGAACGAGACAAGAUAAUCGAGAAUAUUUGCUAUUCGCGUAAACGUAACUUGUACUAUGGCAAACUCGCGUUGCCAAAUUCUCUGGCGUACGAUCUGCAUCGUAAAUCGAAAUUACCUUUCUCACCGCGAACGAAACUAAACGUGCACCCAAUAUAACCGAGUCGUAGCUUCCUUCCUUCCUUCCUUCCUUCCUUCCUUCCUUCCUUCCUUCCUUCCUUCCUUUCCACGCGUUCGCCGGAUCGUCGAUUACGAUCACCGUGCUAUAUCGAUCAAUUGACGCAACGUUUAAUCCGUACGAGAUAUCGCACCUUCUUCAAAAAGAGAAGAGCGAUCGUAUUUUCCAACGGACCUGAGCUCGAUUUUUUAUCUAUAAAAAUUGCUUAAACGCCGGUCACACGCUAUAUAUGGCUCUGUCGCGUCAUACUCCCAUAUCUGCCUUAUCUCAUACAUCUUUGCCUAUACGCAAAAAGAACAAACGGGAUAAAAGCUUUCAACGUAUCAUACGCGAAACUUGUACGAUAUUCUCGAGCAUCUUACGAGAUACGAUAUCUUCUUUCUUAUGUCGUUCAACGAACAUCCUACAUUUUAUUCAGUAUCGACAAACGUGCCACUCUAUCUACUUUUCUAUUAAGAUUUCGUAGGGCGAACUUGCUCAUCGAUUCUAUCGUCAGGCUGAUCGAAACGAUCGACGCUGUGUACCGUAGCGAAAAGAGACGCGAUUCGAGUUAACGCGCUUACCGCAAUCGUAAAUAACGAAAAUUAUUAUCGAGAGGUAAUACUAUAUGAAAUAUGUGUAUACUGAACGAUAAAUGCUUGAAAAAAAUCGCGGUACUUAAAGUAUCGAUGGAAAUAUUUUAACUCGACCACUAUAAUAUUCUGUUACUGCGAUUGUUUCGAUCAGUCUGGCUAGUGAAUUUCUUUAGAUAAUCUUCAAGAUUAUCUGAUUUAAUCGACGGAAGAUAAUCAAUAUCUAUAUAUGUAUAUGUGAUGCAUUUACCGAAUCUAAUGCAGCACGAGUUAUUUUUCGAGAUUUACGAAUGUCUUUUCGAUGCGAUUAAAAAAUGUUCGUAAGACACGAGUUACACCGUAGCAUAAUAUUUUUCGAUCGUUCUUUACGCCGUACCAACGACACGAACUCGACACUUUAUUUAUUUAUCGACCAUGUAUGUGCGGCCGUCGUCUAACCUUUCUGUCUCAUUCGAAUGAGAAAACUAUUCUUGCGGGUACCUGUGUAAUGUUAAAAAAUACAUAGAAACGUUUUCUAUUUCGCGUUCCGUUCGAGGCGAAUUUAUAUUUAACCGGCGCGUUCUCGAACGGGAUAAGGGUACAAGAAAACUAUCGACAAUCCCCAAUUUUGAAAAAAAAAAAAAAAAAAAAAAAAAGCAAAACAUAUUCUAUUAGAGAGGAAUCUACAGACAAUUCUUUUGUAAAUAAGAUGAGAUGAAAUAUAUAUAUAUAUAUAUUAUGAUAUGUAAUAGCUUAAGAUUAAGACUCUUGGAAAUUCUGCAAAAAGAUUAUCAUGUAGAUAGCCGCGUUAACAAGAACGAUAAAUUUUAACGAUAGAGAAUCAAGUUUUAUGUUCCUGUAGGCUGCAUAACAGCCAUCGACAGAUCUCGUGCAUAAUAUAUUUGCGCGCUUAUAAAUACAUAUACUUAUAAAUAAAUCGCAUAUAAAUAUAUAAAUAUAUAUAAACGAAAUACUAUAUGAAACUGUAAUUGAGUCUACUUUGCUAAUGACGAAAUGGGAAUGAGAAAAGAAAAAAGUCGGAAUAACCUGAGCAAACUGACUCUGACGAAUCUGUGGUAUCGUAUUUACAGAUGUUCCAAUAUACGCGUGAACAAAACAGAUGCUACAAAACUGAUACAGAUAUCGCAAAUGGUUUAUAAAGAAAGUCGACUGUCAUUCUAAUUUAUGUAAACGAUGUAUCGUGUAUACCAUCGCUUUCUUAGAAAAUUAGUAAACUGCUACCGAUAUUAAUAAUUACCGCAUUAUUAUUUUAAUUAUUAUAUUAAAUCGCAAAUAAAUUAUAAUACAAAAA